AUGUCAUCUGACACAUCAUCUAUCAUCGGUACUACAGAAUAUCCCCCAGAUGUCAACGGAUUGCCAUCAAACUUCCUCACAAUAAUAGACAUCGCCAAGGACCGCUCAAAUACACGCGGACGAAGGAGUCGAGGUAAAACCAUCUAUACUUGCACUGUGUGUCGAGAUAAACGAUACGACCAUAAGGCAAAUGCUGCCAAUCAUGUCAGAAACAACCAUCCCGUCGCAUCCAGAUGCACCAGGUCUGUAUCGGGGACCCAGCGCUCAAUCUCCACGCAUUUUCGCCCUGUAGCGAGCGAGGACGCACUUCGAAAUGCCUUCAGCCCGCAAGCAUAUCAGGAAGCAUUGAUCAGCAUACUCACGCGUCGGAGAGUACCCUUUUCGGCUAUUGAAUGGGACGAGUUUCAACAACUGGCUCUCGCGUGCAACCCAUACAUCACAGACUCCCUCAUUACCUCACGGCGCACGAUGGUCCGAUACAUAGCCGCAAACUAUGAAUUUUACAGCUGCGAGAUAAAGGAGAGGCUUAUCGCGGCCUCAAGUCCGAUUCAUAUCUCAACGGACCUCUGGACAUCACCGCAUAGACACUCUCUUCUUGCCGUGUGUGCACAGUGGGUAGAUAAAGACUACAAGCUUCGUAAAGCGCUACUAUCUCUGCCAGAAUGUGCAGAGAGUCAUUCUGGAGAAGCUCAAGCGCAGGCUGUUAUCGAUACUUUAGAGAAAUACGGGAUACAGUCAAAACUUGGUUGGCACACGGGUGACAACGCCACAUCAAACGACACAUGUCUCGAGUCUGUACAACGCAAGCUAAUGAGUAGACAUAAGCUUCCUCUUCCCUCCUCCUUAAGGCACAACUACGUUACUACUAGCACCUUAGAUUCGCCCCGUGAUAUCUCCCUUCAAGCCUCCCUGCUCGCGUCUUCUAAAGAGGCUCUAGUGGCAGCACUCGAGGCAGCAUCUGGUGUCACUGGAGAGGAGCUUCUCGCCCAGUUUUCCGAGGUCCUGGCCUCUCAUCGAAAGAGGGCUGCCGCAGAACGAAAUGCAACAAAGAGACACACCGGAGAGCCGUCCAGAAAGCAUAAGCGCAAAGGCAGCUCGGGUGGUAAUAGGUCCGCAAUAUCGACCGACGACUUUAGCGGCGUUGAGAAUUUCCCCGCAUUGCGCAAGCUUCAUGGGUUAGCCGUGUGGCUAAGGUCGUCAAGCCUCCACCAGAAUGCGUGGGAUAAGGCAGUGGGACUGCGUUUAGGGAUAGAUAAUCGUACCCGCUGGUCGUCCUGGUAUCAGGUCAUUGAUCGCGCAAUUAGAAAAAAGGACAAAAUCCAGUCCUUCUUGUCUGAUCACGAAGAGGCCAUCGGUGACAAUCGGCUACUAGCUGGAGAUUGGGAGUUACUAGGCAAAGCACAUACAUUUCUUCAGCCAUUUGCUUCAGCAACAUUGUAUCCUCCCCAACCCAUCUACCCAUAUCGAGUCGAUUACUAA
Messenger RNA from Metarhizium robertsii ARSEF 23, 1479 nucleotides. RefSeq names its product Ribonuclease H-like protein. The record is from RefSeq and is a predicted model, not a curated record. The transcript is spliced from 3 exons. The coding region runs from base 1 to 1479 and encodes 492 amino acids. NCBI's taxonomy places the organism in Eukaryota, Fungi, Ascomycota, Sordariomycetes, Hypocreales, Clavicipitaceae.